UUCUAGGUGCUGGAGAUCAAGCUGUGAACAAGAUUGACUGCACCUCUGUGGAGGACAAGAGGGAGAUACAUAGUAUAUUCACAAAUAAGUUAUAAGAAAUAGGAGGAGCAGCUGUUUUUAUGCGGAGUGGUAAUUGCCCUUCCUUUUUGGCUGCUGCUUUAGCCAGAGCCACAGCAGACAAAGUCCUUCAGAGUGACCUUUCUGCACAUUAUCUCCCAAAGGAAACAGAUGGCACAGAAGGGACUGUGGAGAUCGAAACAAUGAAAUUGGCCCGUUCUGUCUUCAGCAAACUACACGAGAUUUGCUGCAGCUGGGUGAAAGACUUCCCUCUCCACAGGAGACCCCAGCUUUAUUAUGAGACAUCAAUCCAUGCCAUCAAAAACAUGCGCAGGAAAAUGGAAGACAAACACGUCUGCAUUCCUGACUUUAAUAUGCUCUUCAAUCUAGAGGACCAGGAAGAACAAGCCUACUUUGCAGUGUUUGAUGGCCAUGGGGGAGUGGAUGCUGCCAUUUAUGCCUCCAUUCACCUGCACGUUAAUUUAGUCCGCCAGGAGAUGUUCCCCCACGAUCCUGCUGAGGCCCUGUGCCGGGCCUUCCGGGUCACUGAUGAGCGGUUUGUGCAGAAAGCAGCCAGGGAGAGUUUAAGAUGUGGGACCACAGGAGUAGUGACUUUCAUCAGAGGGAACAUGCUCCAUGUGGCCUGGGUUGGGGAUUCCCAGGUCAUGCUCGUGAGAAAAGGGCAAGCGGUUGAGCUAAUGAAGCCACACAAACCGGACAGGGAGGAUGAAAAGCAGCGAAUUGAGGCUCUUGGAGGUUGUGUAGUCUGGUUUGGUGCCUGGAGGGUGAAUGGAAGUCUGUCGGUCUCCCGAGCUAUUGGAGACGCUGAACAUAAGCCAUAUAUCUGUGGGGAUGCAGAUUCUGCCUCAACUGUUUUGGAUGGGACUGAAGACUACCUCAUUCUGGCCUGUGAUGGCUUCUAUGACACCGUGAAUCCUGAUGAGGCAGUCAAAGUUGUAUCUGACCACCUGAAGGAGAAUAAUGGAGACAGUAGCAUGGUUGCCCACAAAUUAGUUGCAUCAGCUCGUGAUGCUGGGUCAAGUGAUAACAUCACUGUUAUUGUGGUAUUCCUGAGGGACAUGAACAAAGCUGUAAAUGUUAGUGAGGAAUCAGAUUGGACAGAGAACUCUUUUCAAGGAGGGCAAGAAGAUGGUGGGGAUGAUAAGGAGAAUCAUGGAGAGUGCAAACGCCCUUGGCCGCAGCACCAGUGCUCAGCACCAGCCGAUCUAGGCUAUGAUGGGCGCGUGGAUUCAUUCACUGAUAGAACUAGCCUGAGCCCAGGGUCCCAAAUCAACGUGCUGGAAGACCCGGGCUACCUAGAUCUCACACAAAUAGAAGCAAGCAAACCUCACAGUGCCCAGUUUUUGCCACCAAUUGAGAUGUUUGGUCCUGGUGCACCAAAGAAAGCAAAUUCUAUUAAUGAGCUAAUAAUGGAGAAAAAAUCAGUUCAAUCAUCAUUGCCUGAACAGAGUGGUGCUGGAGAGUUUCCCUCUUUUAAUUUGGGUUCAACAGGGCAGCAGAUAUACAGAAUGGAGAGCUUGUCUCCUGUCUGUCCUAGGUUGGAAGAGGAACAGUUCAAAUUCCUGGGAAAGAGAGUUUCCAGAUUGUCUCAUUUACGCUAUCGUUAUUCAAAGAGACGGCACGGAUUCAGGUUUAAUCCAAAGUUGUAUUCAUUUAUGUCUGCUCAAGAGCCUUCCCGCAAAAUAGGCACUAGUCUCUCCUCACUUAUUCGAAGUGGGAAGAGAACUAGGUUGUUCAGAAGUUUUCUGCCGUGGAGGCAAAAUAUUUGGAAAGGAUAUAGUGCAAACAUGAUGAGGAAGCUCGGAAAGAGUAACGAUACUCCAGAUCCAGGCCUUCCCUCGAGCUACAAAAUAUAAAACUUCCCCUUUAAAGUAGGCUAGCUAGCUCUCCUCCAAUAAAAACACCACCGUCAGAGUAGAAACAAGGUAGACAUUUCUGAAAUAUAUGUGCUUCAUUAUGAAACCAUGGAUGGCUCAAUUCUUAAAUGUAAAUACAUCUCUAGGAAACUCAAAGUAGUGUUUUCAAUCUAAAACAAAAAAAAGUACUGGCGGUUUCACUAGCAAAAUUAUACAACUGGUCCCUGUGAUGUGUCUCCACACCUACAUACAACUCCCACUUACUACCCCUUCACAUCACUAGUGGAAGUUUGUGAGUUAUUUUAGUCAGGAUAUCUAGUGUUGAAGUCUCAAUGCAGGUGAAAUCUGGUUUAAUGUGCCUAAUAUAUCUAUGGAAAACUUAAAGCAGAAUCAGAUGUAGUUGGGGGAUGUUCCUCAAAAGACUGGGGACUAUGAGGGAAACCCUCCUCUCUUUUUUCAUUUGGUAAAAGACUAAAAGCCAUAUGGGUUUUAAUUGGUUACAAUGAAAGUAGAAAACUAGCAUAAAAGUGUCAUAUUUUCUGCCUUGUGAGGUGGUAUAUAAUCAAAAAGACUGAUUUUUUUUCCUGUAACAUAAAAGAUAAAAAUUUUCUGAAUUAAAAAGUACUUCCUAGGGCUGUGUAGCUAUUUGGGAGUUUCAUAACCUGUUAUGGUGCUUUUGGUGGGAUUUUUAUUAUUUGUUAUUUUAGAAGACCGCUGUCAACUGGUUUUAACCUAUGAUGCUGUUUUUCACUGUACCUUCAUCUCAGGAACAAAACUGGUUUAAUGGAGAUGAUGUUAGGUACAAAUAUACUAGAAUCAAGUUGCCAUUUAAAAAAGAAAAAUCAAAUAGUAUUUCUAUUUUUUCUGCCUUUUUUUUCCCCCUUAAGUUAACAGACAGCAAAGGCAUAUACUACUACAAAAUAAAAAGUGGUUUUGGAGAAUGAAAAAUACUGGUUUUAACUUCUCUAAAAUUGUUUCUCCCAAGGGAAUGAAAUAACUGGUGUGAAAGAGGUUGAAAGUACUGCCUAAAGUGAGCCCAGAGGCCAAGUGCAAAGGAGAAGGCAGGUAAACGGAGACUGAGGUCUAUUUAGUUAGGAAUGGAGAAAGCUCCACAGUCCUGCUCCAUGCCACUUCAGACUGCAGAGAGGAUGUCUUUCUCAUUUCAAUACUUACAUUUGAUAAUUUGAAGUUGUCUGCUUUUUGCCGUUCUGUAGUUUCAAGCUACAAGCGUAUCUUCAACUAAAGACAGCAAAUAAACUCGUAAUCAGAUUCAGUCAGUGAAGCAGCCUCUGAUUCUCUUGAGAAUCAUGAAUAUCACCACAUGACCUCCUUCCCUCCCCUAGUCAACUGUGGACCAGCCAUGCCAAUGGAUAGGAGCUGCCCCUCACUCACUCCACUUGGCGGGGGGGGGAUGGACCAAAUGCUCUUGCCAAGAAACGUCCACUGCCUGUGUUUUUACAAAAUAAUACAAUUACUUUAUGUUCCCCAGACCCAUAAUGGAAACUCAGAUUCCUAGGCUUUAAAACUAAAAGACCACAGCAUGUUCUGGACGCCAGUGUAGCUACGGCAAAUACACAAAAACUUCACUUCACCAAUGAUCAGAUUAAUCCGUACAUUUUAUUUUUAAGAAUUUGGGUGUAAGUA
Messenger RNA from Callorhinus ursinus (northern fur seal), 3578 nucleotides. RefSeq names its product protein phosphatase, Mg2+/Mn2+ dependent 1E (gene PPM1E). Gene Ontology annotation, cellular component: nucleus. Gene Ontology annotation, molecular function: protein serine/threonine phosphatase activity; cation binding. Gene Ontology annotation, biological process: protein dephosphorylation; negative regulation of protein kinase activity. The record is from RefSeq and is a predicted model, not a curated record. NCBI's taxonomy places the organism in Eukaryota, Metazoa, Chordata, Mammalia, Carnivora, Otariidae.